AUGCGAUCCUCCAACAGCAGUCCUGCCCUGCUUGCGCCAGGCCUGCUGAUAGAAGGGGCCGUCCCUCGGCGUGCCAGAAGGCGCUGGCGACGAGCGGCAGCGGGCAUCGCUUGCGGCGCUGUGCUGUGCCUCUGGGCACUGGUCAGCUUCCGGCAGCAGGCUGGUGCGGUGCAUGGGCACGGCGGGGCCGCGAUCUUCCUUGAUCAAACCCCCACAGGCGCGCAGAUUGAGCAGCUGCCCAGUGUGACGUUGAGCCGCAGCCGCCACGCCCAGGCGGGAGCAGCGGCCGCCGCCCCGCCGGGCAGCAGGACGAGUGUGGCGGGAUUGGGUGAGGGCGAUGCUGGAGUGUUUUUUUCAAAUCAUCAAUCACACGCGGCAACAUUGAAGACGUCGAACGCGGCGGUUGGGGGCGGCGCGGAGCGCUUGGCGGCGGCGAAUGCCGCCGCUGCUGCUGUGGCGGCGGCAGCUGUGCAGUCCCAGCACCAAGCGACGGAGCCCGGCGACCCUGGAGCCGUCCCAAGG
This is a messenger RNA of Monoraphidium neglectum, 522 nucleotides long. RefSeq lists its product as hypothetical. The record is from RefSeq and is a predicted model, not a curated record. The annotation marks the transcript as partial. Lineage: Eukaryota; Viridiplantae; Chlorophyta; Chlorophyceae; Sphaeropleales; Selenastraceae. The transcript has a single exon.